This is a messenger RNA of Paramecium sonneborni, 1827 nucleotides long. The record is from the annotation of a GenBank genome assembly. Lineage: Eukaryota; Ciliophora; Oligohymenophorea; Peniculida; Parameciidae.
GUGCUAAAUAUGUAGGUUAAUGGGUAGAUGAUAAAUAACAUGGAGAUGGAAUUGAAACCUGGCCAGAUAAUUCUAUUUUCAAAGGAUUAUAUUAAAUGGGGAAGAAACAUGGUCAUGGAGAAUUUUAAUGGAAAGAUGGUUCUAAAUAUAUAGGAGAUUUUGAUAAUAAUUUAAUCUAAGGUUAUGGAGAAUACACUUGGUUUGAUGGUAGAAAAUAUAUUGGAUCUUGGAAGAAUAAUAAAAUGGAUGGUUAAGGAGUAUAAAUAUAUAUAUAUAUUAUAGAUAUUUACAUGGAUAGAUGGAAGAAGAUAUAAGGGUGAAUAUAAAAAUGAUAAAAAAGAUGGAUAAGGAGAAUUUAAAUGGCCUGAUGGAAGAGUAUUAUAUUAAUUUUAAUAGAUUAGAUUUAUCGUGGGUAAUGGUAGAAUGGAAAAUAACAUGGAGUUGGAAUUUAUAUAGGAGAAUCAAAUAUUGAAAAACAAGGAAUUUGGGAAUUUGGUAAAAGAAUUAGAUGGAUUCAUAAAGGGGAAUCUAUUAUUACUUAAUGAAUAUAUAUAAUUUAUAUAUAUAUAUAUAUAUCUAAUUUCAAUAUAAAUAAUUAUGAAUAGCACUGCCUAAGUCUUAUUUCUAAAAGUUGAAUAAGGGAAUGUUAAUAAAGUUAUUGAAAUACUUCAACAAUAUCCAAAUUUAAUAGACCUUGAAAAUGUUAAAUCAGGAUAGACUUGUCUUACUAUAGCUUGUAGAAAGAACGAUGGUCCUAUGAUUGAAAAAUUAAUUGCUUAAGGAGCUGAUAUUAAUAAAACAAAUAGAGUAAACUUAUUAUAAUUAUAAUAGUUGAAUUAAUCACCUUUAUGGAUCUGUUCAUUUUACAAUUAUCGUAGAACUGCUGAUUUUUUAUUGAACCAUGGUGCAGAUGUCAAUUAGUAGGACAAAGUAAUUUAAUUUGAGUAUCAAAGAAAGGAUUUUCUCCUUUGAUGAUUGCAGCAUAAAGAGGAAAUUUAGAAACUGUGGCAUUAUUAUUAAAUGCAAAAGCUAAUAUCUAACUGUUAAAUAAAGUAUUAUUGUACAUUACUAUUAUAGAAUCAAGAUACAGUUUUUGAUGUUUGCAAAGAUUAUGAAACUCUAUAAUUCAUGAUAUAAACAUUAUAAAUAGAUGAAGUCAGAGUUAAAUAACCUGAUAAAUUCAAACCUAAAUCAUAAUAGAAUGCUAAUUCAAUGAAAUCAACUUAAACUAAAUUUUCAAAUAAUUCUAAUACAAAAGAAUAAUCUGAGUUCACUCCUAACUUAAAUAUAGAACAACUUUACACUAUUUAAACUAUGAUUAAUUCUAUUUGUGAAGAGAUGCAACUCAUAUUUAAUGAAGCAAUUUAGAUUUUUAAAGAAUCUAUUUCUAAUAUAAAUAAUUUAACUGAUGCCAAAAAAGCAAUCUCCAUUGAAUAUGAAAAAAUUUAAUAAUCAUAGAAUAUUGAUGAUAAUAUUCAAUUUUAAUAUGAUAAUUUCCAAUAUGAGAUUACUAGAUAAAUUGGAAGAACACUUUAUUCCAUUAUUCAUAAUUUAGAUAAAUCUUAAGUCAAAUCACCUUCACCUAAAAAUAAGAAAUAUCUAUCAGCUGAACCUUUAAUUGAAGCAACUAUAGAAGAAGAAUAAUCCACUCCAUUAAGUUAAUUUAGAAAUCAAUUAAAAAAAGAAGAAACUCCAUCUUAAAUAAAAGAACCAAUAAGCAGAGGAAGUAUCAAAACUGAAAAUGAAUAGUUCAAUAAAAUGAUGUCUUAAAAAUUAGAGAUUUUAAAUGAAAUGAUUAAUUCUCGAAUUGGAAAUAAGAAAUCAUGA